This is a messenger RNA of Aureobasidium subglaciale EXF-2481, 1578 nucleotides long. RefSeq lists its product as uncharacterized. Gene Ontology annotation, biological process: dephosphorylation. NCBI's taxonomy places the organism in Eukaryota, Fungi, Ascomycota, Dothideomycetes, Dothideales, Saccotheciaceae. Bases 136 to 1578 code for a protein of 480 amino acids. The record is from RefSeq and is a predicted model, not a curated record. The transcript is spliced from 3 exons. Gene Ontology annotation, molecular function: phosphatase activity.
GUAUUUGCCCGCAUCUCUGCAAGUUACCGAAGAUCCAUAGCUAGCUUAAGACUCAUAAGUAGCUCUAGAGAGCCGCCCAUUUCUGCCUGCUCGUUUUUGUUCAAUCCAUCUCUCGUUCGACUCCAUCCUGCAAAUAUGUUGUCCAAGUCGUUUGCUGCCUUGUCUCUGCUGUCCUCGUCAGUGUCGGCUGAGCAGGUGUUGGGUGUGUACAUGUUCCACAGACAUGGAGAUCGUACACCCAAGGCUUUGGCUCCUGCCAAUCUGACGGAUCUUGGUUAUGCUCAGGUCUACACUUCUGGUGAUUACUACCGUAGUCGCUACAUUGACUCUGAGGCCGAGCACAAGAUUUUGGGCAUCAAUUCCGAUAUCGUCAAGCAAUCGCAGAUUAGUGCUUCGGCUCCUGCUGAUACCGUUUUGCAGAACUCUGCUACUGGGUUCUUGCAGGGUCUUUAUCCUCCUGUUGGCAUUUCUUUGGGUACUCAGACGCUGCGUAACGGAUCUAAUGUGACCUCGCCUUUGAAUGGCUACCAGCUUAUUCCCUUGACUCUUACUACCAGUGGUUCUGGUAGUGAGGACAAUGGAUGGCUGCAGUCUGCUUCUGGCUGUGCGUCUGCUGUUAGCAGCUCCAACGAGUACUUCUCCAGCACUCAGUACACCGAUCUUCUGGCCAGCACCCAGGACUUCUAUGACAUGCUCACCCCUGUCAUCAACGGCACUUUCAGCUCAAGCCAGAUCAGCUUCAAAAAUGCAUACACCAUCUACGAUCUGAUCCACGUUGCCGAGAUCCACAAUGCCACCAUCAACUCAUCCGACAUCCUCACCAGCGAUGUCCUCCACCAGCUACAGACUCUAGCCGACACCCACGAAUGGGGACUCGCCUACAACUCCUCCAACGACAUGCGCGCCGUUGCCGGAAAAGUGCUCGCCGGAGAAAUCGUAGAGUUCCUCAAUACAACCAUCUCGUCCUCUGGCAAGAGCAAAUUCGGCGUCCAGUUCGGCGCCUAUGCCACGUUCGCUUCCUUUUUCGGUCUUGCAGAUCUCCCUUCUGUAAACGACAUGUUUUACGGCAUCACUGAUUACGCCUCGUCCAUGACUUUCGAACUCGUCACCAAUGCUUCUACAUCACCUUUCCCCAGUGUUGAGGAUAUCUCUGUGCGUUUCCUGUGGCACAACGGUACUGCGAAUUCCAGCAGCACUCCCACCGCUUACCCGCUCUUCGGCACUGAUAGCGAAUUAAUUUCUUGGAACGACUUUGUAACCAACAUGGAUAAAUUCAGCAUCAGCAACACAGAGGCAUGGUGCACGGCUUGUGGAAACAGCACUGGUACUUGUGCAGCCUACGCACCUGCUUCUAGCACCAGUUCUGGCAGCAAUGGCGCAACUGGGGAGCAGAAGAAGAGUGGAAAUGGAUUGAGUCCCGUUGUUAAUGGCGUUAUUGGCGCCAUGGUUACUUUGGCUGUUAUUCUUGGUCUAGAGGCACUUGUUCUGGCGGUUGGUGGGUUGAGGGUUGUUAGUAAGAAGAGUCUUGCUCAGGGUGCUGUUGUUGGUGAGACUGUUACUGGUGGUAAGGCUGCAUAG